Messenger RNA from Saccoglossus kowalevskii, 628 nucleotides. RefSeq names its product cell wall protein IFF6-like. NCBI's taxonomy places the organism in Eukaryota, Metazoa, Hemichordata, Enteropneusta, Harrimaniidae. The record is from RefSeq and is a predicted model, not a curated record.
UCUAGUUGGGAAUAGUAGUCUAGUUGGGAAUGGUAGUCUAGUUGGGAAUGGUAGUCUAGUUGGGAAUGGUAGUCUAGUUGGAAAUGGUAGUCUAGUUGGGAAUGGUAGUCUAAUUGGGAGUGGUAGUCUAGUUGGGAAUGGUAGUCUAGUUGGGAAUGGUAGUCUAGUUGAGAGUGGUAGUCUAGUUUGGAAUGGUAGUCUAGUUGGGAAUGGUAGUCUAGUUGGGAAUGGUAGUCUAGUUGGGAGUGGUAGUCUAGUUGGGAGUGGUAGUCUAGUUGGGAGUGGUAGUCUAGUUGGGAGUGGUAGUCUAGUUGGGAGUGGUAGUCUAGUUGGGAGUGGUAGUCUAGUUGGGAGUGGUAGUCUAGUUGGGAGUGGUAGUCUAGUUGGGAGUGGUAGUCUAGUUGGGAGUGGUAGUCUAGUUGGGAAUGGUAGUCUAGUUGGAAAUGGUAGUCCAGUUGGGAAUGGUAGUCCAGUUGGGAAUGGUAGUCUAGUUGGGAAUGGUAGUCUAGUUGGGAAUGGUAGUCUAGUUGGGAAUGGUAGUCCAGUUGGGAAUGGUAGUCUAGUUGGGAAUGGUAGUCCAGUUGGGAAUGGAAAAUGUUGUUUUCUCUACAAACCUUGGGGAGCGUAG